Molecule: messenger RNA, 435 nt
Organism: Fraxinus pennsylvanica
Lineage: Eukaryota; Viridiplantae; Streptophyta; Magnoliopsida; Lamiales; Oleaceae
Source: the annotation of a GenBank genome assembly
AUGCUUAUAGUAGCCGAGUUUUGCUGUUUCUUCUAUCUUUUAAGAGCAUGGCAAAAAGGUGGAUCAGAGAAGGGAGACAGUAUAGCCAUUGAAAUAACAAAGACGGCAGACAACUGCAGCGUCCUUCCCAACCUUGAAUUCGAAUCCAGUCGUGGAUCAAAUGAUUGCAAUGACUUUCCCACGAGAAAAUAUGAACUAUUGAGAGAGACUUUGUCCAACAGAGAGAAAAAAUUGGAUUGUCUUAUUCCAGCACCAAAUGGAUAUGUAACACCGUUCCGAUCGCUUAAGAGUCGUGAUUAUGUACCCUACGCAAAUGCACCGCAUAAGAGCUUGACAGUUGAGAAGGCAGUGCAGAACUGGUUCAAUAUGAAGGUGACGUAUUUAGAUUCCCAGGUGGCCAAACGCAAUUUUCACAAGAGGCAGAUGCGUAUAUAG